AUUUGCUUAAAUACUAUCAUUUCUUAAUUGCUCAGAAAUCAAAUUAACAACACGUGGUGACCGGAACUGGAAUCUUCUUCACUGUUUUUUUUUACCGGAAGGUUAACACCGGAAGUUAGCAUUAGCUUGACGAUCCGUUGAGUGAAAAACUUCCAAGCCCUUGGCGCUCACGCCUGCAUCGGCCCCCGCUUGAAGCAUGUCUUCGGAUCAGGAUUUCAGAGCGAUUGUCCGGCAGCAGAUGGGAGCGGCAGGGGAAGAGACUUACCUGGUUUUGGAGAACCGGAUCGCGGACUUGAAGCUGCGGCUCGCGGAGCAACAAAAGAUGCUCGACGCCGCGUUAAAACCGGAGGUUCGGCUUUUCAGAAUCGACUCCCUGAAGCAGCAGGAGGAGGAGGAGGAGGAGGAGCUCCAAGCAGAAGGGAGUGAGGAGGUCUUCUUCCAGCCUCCAGACAUCAAGGAGGAAGAGUUUGAGACUUUUAUCAUCCUGGAGGAAGAGCGGCUGCAGUACGACGACGAGGAACGGGACUCUGAGAAGCGGGAAACUAUGAUCGCGCCUUUGGACUCUGAAGCGGAGGGCGGUCCGGACGACCAGCGGGGGGGUCACGGGUACCACUGCGGGAUUUGCGGCACCAGCUUGUCCAGCAGGUUGUGUCUCCUGAGGCACCGGACCAUCCACACGGGCGAGAGGCCGUACUUCUGCGAGCUGUGCGGCAAAACCUUCAGAGGAAGCGACAAGCUGCUGCUCCACAAGAGAACGCACACGGGCGAGAAGCCCUACCUGUGCCCCACCUGCGGGAAACGAGUCACCGACCCGUCCGCCUUCAAGAGACACCUGACCAUCCACACCGACGAAAGGCCCUUCGCCUGCGAGAUAUGCGGCAAGACGUUCAAGCACAGCAACGCCAAGCUGUGCCACGUGCGCUCGCACACGGGCGAGAGGCCUUACCCGUGCGACCUGUGCGGGAACGGCUUCGUCAGCGCCUCCAAGCUGGAGCGGCACAGGAAGACGCACACGGGCGAGAGGCCGCACGUCUGCGGAACCUGCGGGAAGGGGUUCAUCCGCCUCUCCGGCCUCAGAAACCACGUCUGCUUCCGGAAGCGUGCCGUCCGCUUCCCAGCAGGCAUUUCUGCCUGAAGCCUUCGAGAGUCCGGACUGGUUUCAGCCGUAACCCGUUCGAAUGAACCGCCGUAGGACUGAACGUGGAGGGACGUCUGUGCUCUGGCGUCCGGACGUCCGUGCUCUGGCGUCCGGACGUCCGUGCUCUGGCGUCCGGACGUCCGUGCUCUGGGGUCCGGACUGUGUUCCACUGGUCUGUCUGCAGUCCGUUCCCCCCUGUUGUGUCUCCGGUCCGGUUUGUCCUGCCACCCCCGUGUCGAGUGGUCCAGCCCUCUUUCUCCUCUUUGAGUUCCUGUAAAAAAAAUUUGUGUUGUUAAUGUGAUCUUUUUUCUAAUACCAUUUAUAAAACUUAUAAAAUAAAGUGAAAUUAAAGUUGUAUACAUUUUUA
Molecule: messenger RNA, 1505 nt
Organism: Oryzias latipes (Japanese medaka)
Lineage: Eukaryota; Metazoa; Chordata; Actinopteri; Beloniformes; Adrianichthyidae
Source: RefSeq, a predicted model, not a curated record